Molecule: messenger RNA, 4067 nt
Organism: Corticium candelabrum
Lineage: Eukaryota; Metazoa; Porifera; Homoscleromorpha; Homosclerophorida; Plakinidae
Exons: 27
Coding region: 134-3814 (1226 amino acids)
Biological process (GO): positive regulation of GTPase activity; Ras protein signal transduction
Cellular component (GO): plasma membrane
Molecular function (GO): guanyl-nucleotide exchange factor activity
Source: RefSeq, a predicted model, not a curated record
AAUAGGUCGGACUUGGCUAGCUCGUUUGCUAAAUCUGUUGACUCGCAACGUUGUGGUCAUUUCCGUGACUUGCGUUUAGGCGUCAGCCGUGGGGUUAGGCGCCAUUUCCACGGAAGACUCAGAGGAGUGCCAAAUGAACGACAGAGAGGAGCCUUCUCACACUCUCCACUUUGCUCCGUCACCGACCGUCUGCACGAGUGCGACUACUGCGUGCGAGAGCGACUCCGACAGUCGACCGACAAGCGGAUUCGUCUCGUCACAAAGCGAUUCCGACGUCAAACUGCCCGAUUCCUUCAUCGUUCGGUCGUACGCACGUGAGGGUAACAACAUCGAGCAAGUUUGGGCGAGAACGGGCAGCAAUGCGAGCAGUCUCGGCGACAGCGGGACGGGCAGCUCGCAGAGCAUCGAGACGACGGGCGGACUCGCCGCGCGAAAGUCUCGCAGUCCGAGCGUCUCGUCGGUCGUCAGCUCGACGGACAUCGACGAAUACGUGAAAAUCCGAAGGGACGACAGUUGGGACACUCUCAGUUCGUCGAGCUCAUUCGUCGGCGUCACGACGGGCGUCGACGACGGACAGGAAAGAGUCGACGACGCACAACCGCAGAGAAGGCGGUCGGUCGUUCACAAGGCGCGCGUGUCCAAAAUGACGGAGAAACUUCCGGCCGGCAAAACGCUGUCGGCGCCGCCCGUAGCGCGCCGUCUGUCGCAGCCCGACGGCAGUCGGACGGAGAGCGACGGCGCAUACGAGCCGGUCGACGACACCUUCACGGCUCCGCCUGUUCCGGAAGACGAGCCGACGACGGCGCCGACUCCGCCGUCGUUGCGGUAUCGCAGCGCGCGUUCGAGGUCGUCGCUCAAUCGCCUCCUCAACGACGCACCCGGAAGCAAAUUCAUGUCGCUGCCGCGCAUGCUGACGGGUGGCAGUGGCGCGUCGACGCUCUGGCAGGAUCGACAGUUUGUCAUACAAGACGAAAUGGCGCUGAUAGUGACGUUGCCGGCGUACGUCAGUCAGGGAAGAAACGGACGCGGACGGAGAGUAAGAGGCUCGUUUUCUCCGUAUACAAGAGUAAAGAACGUCACGAAGAUUCUGUUAGACAGAUGUGGAGAGCAUAUCCUGCCAGGUGUAGAUCUGUCUAGUUUGAGGUUGUGCUACUUUGAUGAGGACAAUGACACGUGGCAGUGGUUGGACACAUCCAAGUCUCUCUUUGAGCAAAACGUGAGGGAUGAGAGAGUGUUGGAGUUGAAGUCCUGCAAGCAGCAGUUUCAUGACGUGCGGAUAGCGCUGCCUCAAGCCGAGUCGCUUAUCACUGUUGAGUACGACCAGUUCACUCGGGUCGAGGCCGUUGUGGAGGAAGUGCUCAACUUGCAUGUACACCAGAUAGACGUGAGAGAGGGCGAGUUCGGACUGUUUCAUCCACGUCUCAGGACAAGGAUGAAAGCCUUCGACAGCAUGGUCACCUACGAACUUCUCCCAAAGGAUCUGCUCGAGUGCAAGCUCAUUGGUGGUAAGCUUGCACCGAUCGUUGUCAAUGUUGACAUUCCAGUCAUUCAGAGCUCAAGACGAAUCAAAAUGACGCUUGACCAGACAGUAGGAGAUCUACAAAGUACCGUGAUGAGGAGACUGCCUGAUGCUAAGAACAACAAGUGGCAUAACUUUGGUCUCUACCUGAAGCCGCGGAACAUGAGAAAGAGCUGUGGUGUGUGGUUGGAGAGCUACAAGUUUCUCUCCACUUACAAGUUGGAUGAUCAGAAUGUUAUUGAGUUUCGUGAGCGAUAUCGGCACUUCACGUUUGAGCUGUUGGUUUAUCCACUGGAAGAUUGGAAGAGAAACUUCAGAGUUGACGAAGCGAUUAAGCCAGAACAGAACAAGAAACCGCUCUUUCACACAAUACGCUUUGGAGUGUCUGAAAGAGCCAGCGUCAAAGAUGUCGUAGAGAGUAUAGUCUCAACUUGCUCCCUCGACUACCCGCAUUAUCUCUACAAUCUCUAUCAUCACAACGGCAAACAACUGCCUGGCAAUGAAACUCUAUGGAGUUACACAGACAACGACCGCUCUGCAGGCGAAAAAGGCUCUUUGGUGCUCAGAAUGAUGCCUCGAAAGAUCACAACUUGUGUGGCCAAUGAAGUGGAGCAAACGACUGAGGCUAUCGAUUGUGACCUCAGUCAGCCUGCUGGGUUGGUACGUGAGAUGCUCUGUUGGCGGUACGGAGUGCGAAAUCCUGAUCUGACGUCAUUGGUGUUUGAUGGUCGAGUUCUAGACUUGACACGCCCACUAUUCCAGCAAUCAGUCUAUGACUUCUCGACGGUAAUUCUCGUCACCGAGAGCAACACCAAAAUUAAAUCCAUCCACCGUCAGAGACUAAGACUCAGCCAAAUCAGCUGCAAGAAAGAAAAAGAUGACAACGCCGACUUUCGGAGUUUGAGAAAACCAAAACUGGGAAAACUUUUGAAACGAAGUCCACCGGUCAAUAGAGUUUUGAUGAGGAAACUGAAGACAGGAGAAGUGCCUCGAGCUUCGUUCAUUGAUGUUGAUGAUGGCGGGAGCUUCUGGGACGAAGGUCCAGAUUGUAGUGCCAACAUCCAAUUCACCACAAGCGAAAACGGAAGUGGACAACCAUCCCUCACCGUGUCCGCAGCGACAUUCAACAAAUUAGUGCAGCAGUUGACUCAUGCGGACCAUCACGAUUUGGAUUUUGUCCACACCUUCCUGCUCUCUUAUCAAACAUUCACUACACCCGAGGUUCUUCUCUCAAAGCUCGUUGAACGAUAUCACAUAGUCAGAGCAGAAGGCAUGCCGUAUGACGAAUUUUGCAAAAUGAGAAUGUCAAUCCAAGUUCGAGUUAUCAAUGCACUGAGACUGUGGGUUGAGCACGGGGAUGACUUCAGGGGAAACUCGGGCCUUCAGUCAAGUCUGCUGAAUUUCAUCUCGUUGGUGCUGUACAGUGACUGGCCAAAGUGGUGUUGUACGUUACGAAGCAACCUGAUGAAAAUCAAGACCUCACAACAGCUACUACCCAUGGUCUCCUCCCUACAGCCCAAACCUCGUCUCCGGCUCCCUGAAAAAGUCAGCCACAUCAUCAGUCUCUUCGACUUCCACCCGGAAGAAAUCGCACGGCAAAUGACACUCAUUGAUUUCAAAAUGUUUGCAGCAAUCAAGCCGUCCGAGCUACUAAAUCAAGCGUGGUGUCGACCGAAGUAUAAACACAAAGCGGCCAACCUGUUGAACCUCAUCGAACGUGUCAAUAACGUUACAAAAUGGGUAGCUACGGCCAUCCUAUCUCAGAGCACUGCGAAGGAAAGAGCUCGGAAGAUAGUCCUGUUUAUUCAACUGGCAAACUAUCUGUACAAGAUCCAUAAUUUCAAUACGAUGGUCGCUGUCAUCGGCAGUCUCUAUCACUCGUCGAUUCAGAGACUGUCGCACACGUGGAGCAAAUUGGAGAAGAUGGACAGGAAGAUGUUCAAAACAUACAAGCAUAUGUACGACUUCGUUGUACCGACCGAUCAUUUCCGAAGGCUGAGACGAGAGCUGGAACACGUGGAUCCUCCCUGCAUUCCGUAUCUAGGCAUUUUCAUGGCCAAUUUGACUCUCAUCGACCAAGGAAAUCCAAACUUCACCGAAGACCAUCUCAUCAACUUCACAAAAUGUCGUCUAAUCUACACGCAAGUUCGAAGUCUCAAGACCUACCAACGUCAGCCAUACAACUUUGAAGAGAUUCCAGCACUCGUAAAUCCUCUAAAAAAUUUUCACUGUUUGGACGAGGAGUCGCUGAGAGAAAUGUCACUAAAGGCAGAGCCAAGGAAGCCGAGGUCAUAGUGUAAGAGAAAUUCCUUGUAACAAGUAUAAGUUAGAAUGAGAGAAGAAUGGACCAAUCAGAGUUCAGAACUAUCGUGCUGGAUCGCAUGGACACACCCUCGCAUAUCUGAGAGAUGACAGUAGUUUAUAUUAACAAUUGAUUUCAUGCUAUUGGUGACUUUCUACUGUUAUUAGUGAGAAAGAAGCAUUUGUAUAUAAACAACUAAAUGUGGUAUAGACCCUCAAGUCUAUUGUCCAUGGUAUUGUAUUGCAA